Messenger RNA from Panicum hallii, 3253 nucleotides. Its product is annotated as wall-associated receptor kinase 2-like. The transcript has 5 exons. The coding region runs from base 149 to 3253 and encodes 1034 amino acids. Gene Ontology annotation, cellular component: plasma membrane. Gene Ontology annotation, molecular function: protein serine/threonine kinase activity; calcium ion binding; polysaccharide binding. The record is from RefSeq and is a predicted model, not a curated record. Gene Ontology annotation, biological process: cell surface receptor signaling pathway; protein phosphorylation. Lineage: Eukaryota; Viridiplantae; Streptophyta; Magnoliopsida; Poales; Poaceae.
CUUAAUUACCAAACUCUGCUUAAUGGUGGCGGUGGGGCGCGCAUUCUGCUGUAUCUAUGCAUGCAUCCAGUGGCGGCAAUGCAACAACGAAUGUAACGUACUGGAACAUAGCUCCAAGCACAACGAACACACAGCCUAGCUAGCUAGGAUGAGCUCUGUGGCGGCAAUACUCACUGGCAUGCAGCUCUUGGUGAUGUGCUUCAUGGGUGCUGCGCCGCGAGUGCCCUGGCUCGUUUCUGGAGUCGCCGACGACGGCGGCCGAGGAGGGAUCCUGUCUAUCCCUUCCGCGGCCUCCCUGGCGCACUGUCCCACUAGGUGCGGAGAGGCCGGCAUCUCCUACCCGUUCGGGACCGCGCCCGGCUGCUUCCGGCAAGGCUUCGAGCUCACCUGCGACCACAGCACCAGGCUCUUCUUGACCAACAACACCACUGAGAUCCUUGCCGCGGACGUCAACUCGGCCUAUGCUUCGAUCGCCUUCAACAUCACCUUGACGCCAGGCAAGACCACCUACACCGGGUCAUGGGAGUCGCCUGCCGAGGGCUUGAACAUCGAUUUUGGCAGCUACAUGUAUGUUGUUGGCUGCGACAUCGAGGUCGUCCUGUUCGAUUCUGGGACGAACCUGACCAUUGGUUCUUGCAUAAGUAUGUGCUUAGACAACAAGGCCCUCAUGGGUAAAGUGGACGUAGCUGUGCAUGGGCAGUGCAACGGCUUGGGCUGCUGCAGCAUCGGUUUGUCGGCAUAUAUGAGAGGCUUCCGCUUCACGCUGUCCCGCAGGCGGGACGGCGUCAAAACACGAUCACGAUCAUCAGAUGCAGAGCCCUCCAUCGUCAAGGUUUUCUUAACGGAACAAGAUUAUUUCUUUGACACCAGAGACCUCUACUCGAGCUGGAUAAUCGGGAAUUUUCCGGUAAAGCUGAUAGUUUUCAUCACGGACCAGCCAAGUUGUGAAGUCGCAUCUGCAAAUAAAGGAACAUAUGCAUGCAGCCCUGGUAGCUCAUGCGGGAUGCGAAAGUCGGGGGCAGGUUACUCCUGCUACUGCAAUGAUGAUCCUACUAGCGUAGGGGGCAAUAAUCCCUACAUUUUGGAUGGCUGCAUCGAAGGUUACAAUCCCAAUCCUAGGGGAAAUUGUACGAGGUGGUGCGGAAACAUGUCCAUCCCUUUCCCUUUUGGGUUGGAAGAAGGUUGCUUUGCUCAUGAGAAAUUCCGGCUUGCUUGUGUGGAUAAUAAGUUCACUGUUCUCGACCAUGUUCUUGACCGCCGCGCAAAAUAUCAUAUCACCAAUUUGUCGGUAGAAGGUGGAUACUUGGAUAUAGCCGGCAUGCUGAAUGAUUCGAGCAGCAGCGACGACGGGUUGGCAAUGGCGCAUACCAUCAAUGGUUUUAGUGAGUUCUCUCAAGAAUUCGACAUCCGGAUGAGGUGGGCUGUCACCAACUUAACCUGCAGAUCAGCCUCGCAAAGGCCCGCAACUUAUGCAUGCAUCAGCGCCUACAGCGAGUGUAUUAAUGUCACCCAUGGAAUGCAAUACGUAGGGUAUCGCUGUAAGUGCUUGAAUGGUUUUUAUGGGAAUCCAUACGUCCCAGAUGGUUGUAAAGACAUUGAUGAGUGCAUUGAGCAGCCAAAUGAUUGCAAUGGAGUAUGCUAUAAUACUCCAGGAGGAUACUAUUGUACAAAUUGUACCCAUGGUAAAGUAUAUGAGCCAACAAAUGGGAAAUGUGUCACAUCAGCUAAGCAACACAAUCUUCUGUUAGGUAUUACAAUCGGAAUUGGCUGUGGUCUUGGCUCCAUAAUUAUUGCACUUUGUGCAAUUAUACUUGUCAACAAGUGGAAGAAAGGCAUACAAAAGAAGAUUCGAAGAGCAUACUUCAAGAAAAAUCAAGGCCUACUAUUACAGCAGCUAAUCUCAAAUGAAAACACCACAAACAAAACCAAGAUAUUCUCCCUAGAAGAACUAGAGAAAGCAACCAACAACUUCGAUACUACUCGUGUUAUUGGUUGUGGAGGACAUGGCACGGUUUAUAAAGGAAUUCUAUCUGAUCAAAAUGUGGUGGCAAUCAAAAUAUCCAAAAUUGUGGAGCAAAAUGAGAUAAACCAGUUUAUCAAUGAGGUUGCUAUCCUAUCUCAAAUCAUCCAUCGUAAUGUGGUGAAGCUUUUCGGCUGUUGUUUGGAAACUGAAGUGCCCUUACUAGUAUACGAGUUCAUAUCCAAUGGUACACUAUAUGAUCUUCUUCAUGCCAAUGUUAAUGCUAAAUGCUUGCUGUCAUGGGAUGAUCGCAUUAGAAUAGCGGUAGAAGCAGCAGGAGCAUUGGCUUAUCUUCACUCGGCUGCUACAAUACCAAUAUACCAUAGAGAUGUUAAAUCUUCUAACAUACUCUUAGAUGCCACCUUCACUACAAAGGUUUCCGACUUUGGGGCUUCAAGAUCCAUUUCACUUGAUGAGUCUCAUGUGGUAACCAUUAUCCAAGGAACUUUCGGCUACUUAGAUCCAGAGUAUUAUAACACCAGCCAACUAACCGAGAAGAGUGAUGUCUAUAGUUUUGGAGUGAUACUUGUGGAACUUUUAACAAGAAAGAAGCCGAUUUUUAUCAACCGUUCUGGCAUGAAACAAAGCUUAUCACAUUACUUCGUUGAAGGACUUCAAGAAGGUGAUCUUAUGGAAAUAAUAGAUCCACAGAUUGUGGAAGGAGCGGAGCAAGGAGAAAUUCAUGAUAUUGCUUCACUCGCACAAGCAUGCCUAAAGACCAAAGGAGCAGAAAGACCAACUAUGAAAGAAGUUGAGAUGAGAUUGCAGUUCCUAAGAACUAAGAGGAUGAGGAAAAUACACCAUUUUCCAGAAAUUAAUGGUGAGAUUGAGCUUUUGUUCUGCCCACAAGCUAGAAACUCUGACACACAGCUUCACCUUGUAAAUGCUACUACCCGUUUGCCUUCUGAAGAGACCUCUCGGGGCUACAGCCUAGAGAAAGAAUUUGCAUCCUCAAUCAGUUUGCCCCAGCCUAGAGAAAGAAUUUGCAUCCUCAAUCAGUUUGCCACGCUAACUAUAGCAUACGCAUGGUCAAUAACAGAGGCGGUUGCUGUCUUGGAAACACCUGAGCUGCUGUCUAUUUUCCACAGAGAAAUAUUUUUCUCCGUUGCUGAAUCAUUUCCAUUAAUUGGUAUGCAGAAAUAUCAGACUUUUGCAUCUGAUUGGGCGCUGUAUCUGCGCGAGAAAGAUAGUUUGGUUGUGCAGACAAAAAGGGGAGUAUUUUUCAGAGUUUAA